UUGUAUGAUUCCCACCAAAUGUGAAAUGACAAAUACCAAUCUACCACAAUUUGGAACCCACAUUUGUGUGGCAUAGAUUGGGAUAACCUUUCCCGUUUUUCCCCCAUUUUCUUCCUCCAAAAAUCUCCUCCUCUUCUUCCCAAUCAAAAUUCUCUCACCAUUAACACUUUCAUCUUCCUCAUCUUCUUCAUCAUCUUAGAGAGAGAAAGCUCUACAAUCAGCCAUGGCUAACAUGCUCAUGGCCUCUUCUUCUAAAUCCCUCCCAACUCCAUCAAUUCCCACUACCCCUAAACCCAAAUUCUCUCCCCUUAAAAACCCACUUCUCAAACUCCCUUCUCAACAAUACCCACUUCUCAAAACCCUCAAUUUCAAUCUCCUAAAAUCUGCCGCCAUUACAGUUACUCCACUUUCUCUCUCCUUCCUUCUUCCUCACCCUUCUCUUGCUGAAGAAAUCGAAAAGGCUUCACUCUUUGACUUCAAUCUUACACUCCCAAUCAUAAUGGCUGAAUUCCUAUUACUUAUGUUCGCUCUUGACAAGAUUUACUUUACUCCUUUGGGAGAUUUCAUGGAUCAACGUGAUUCCGCCAUUAAAGAAAAGCUUGCUGAUGUUAAAGAUACUUCUUCUGAAGUAAAACAACUUGAAGAACAAGCUAAUGCCGUCAUGCGUGCUGCACGUGCUGAGAUUUCUGCUGCUUUGAAUAAGAUGAAGAAGGAAACUCAACUUGAAGUUGAAGCAAAAUUGGCUGAAGGUAGGAAGAAAGUUGAAACUGAACUUCAAGAAGCUUUGGCUAGUUUAGAGAAGCAGAAGGAGGAUACCAUCAAAUCAUUGGAUUCUCAAAUUGCUGCUCUUAGUGAUGAAAUUGUUAAGAAGGUUCUUCCUGUUUCUUAAAUGUGAUUACUCUUUUGUUUUUUGCAAGUUUUAUUUGAAUAUUUGUAUGUGAAUGAAUGGAUAUAUAUAUAUAUAUUAAUGGUAUAAAUGAUACAAUGCUUCAUUUGGGAAA
Amaranthus tricolor (Joseph's coat) is the source of this 1001-nucleotide messenger RNA. Its product is annotated as ATP synthase subunit b', chloroplastic. Gene Ontology annotation, molecular function: proton transmembrane transporter activity. NCBI's taxonomy places the organism in Eukaryota, Viridiplantae, Streptophyta, Magnoliopsida, Caryophyllales, Amaranthaceae. The coding region runs from base 224 to 889 and encodes 221 amino acids. Gene Ontology annotation, biological process: proton motive force-driven ATP synthesis. The record is from RefSeq and is a predicted model, not a curated record. The transcript has a single exon.